Dicentrarchus labrax (European seabass) is the source of this 5021-nucleotide messenger RNA. Its product is annotated as rho guanine nucleotide exchange factor 33. The transcript is spliced from 15 exons. The record is from RefSeq and is a predicted model, not a curated record. Lineage: Eukaryota; Metazoa; Chordata; Actinopteri; Moronidae. The coding region runs from base 343 to 2370 and encodes 675 amino acids. Gene Ontology annotation, molecular function: guanyl-nucleotide exchange factor activity.
ACAGUAAAUCUCAGAGCUGCUCACUGAGCGUCAUGCAGGACAUCUGCUGUCCGCACAGAGCUGCGCACAGCGCAACACCGGACUACCGCCUUCAAACACCGCAAAUGACUGGAUCCAAGUUUUCACACCGAAGAGGAAACACUGGAGAUUUUAAGUGUUUUCGGAUUCACUGCAUCUCUUCUGAUGUCUGGAGAAGCAUUAUUAAAGAGCUUUAACUGAGCAGACUUAUAAGGAGGAAUCUUGGCUCCUGCAGCCAUUUCCCCUGCAGAGCUGAGCUCUUUGGCUGGCUUGCUACUUCCUUUAGCAGAGGGGCUGCUGGCAGGGGCAACAUCUAAGCAGGUCAUGAAGCCUCAAGAGGCAGAGCUUGUCACUGAAAUCUCAAAGUUACAAUGCAUGGUCUCAGAGCUGAAGACGGGCUUCACCAGUGCUCUGCUGGAGCUCAGUAAGAUCCAACAUGGAGACACGUACCUGAGGGAGGAGCUGGAGGAGAACAGGAGGAGCUGCCAGAAGAAAGCUCAUCGUCUGGAGGCUCUGGUGGAGUCACUGAAGGAAGAACUUGGAGUGAUGCAGUGUCAGAUCUUGCAGCUGUACAGUAACAGACAGAGACCUCUGCAGGAUGGAAAGAGCUCCACAUCCAAACAGAGAGAAAGCCAUGAUCCAGCAGAAUCGGCCUGCGAGCGGAGUCAGUGUGAGCGUCCGUCUGCUCCACCAGCCUGUCUGUCCAGAGGGAAACUACUCCUCCACUGUUUCCUGCAGGGCCUCAAAGCAGGACUGAGUGAAGGCACAGAUGCACGACAUCAAGUGGCAAUGCAACUUCUGCAUUCUGAGUGGGAAUACGUGUCAACCUUAAACCAGCUAUAUGAUAAAUACAAGACACCACAGGAUCACCAGAUGACUGCGGAGCCAUAUCAGACAUAUCAGAAGUUUGUGGAGCAGCUGCUACAGCGACAUCUGCUCUUCAGAAACACCCUGCAGGAGCGAUUAUCUGCUGAACACUGGAAAUCUCUGGUCGGCGACAUCCUGGUGCAGCUUAUCGGCCAAAAUGACACAGCCUUCUCGGAUAUGUACCUUGGAUACACAACUACCCUGGCUUCAUUCCUCUCGCUGGAGUUCAACAGACUAAAUCAUCCUGAGAAAAGUCAGAAAAUGCAGAGCGACCAGAUGGAGAGGGAGGAAGUGAAACUGCUCUCCCUGCUGUUGGCACCUGUCUCUCGCAUACACAGCUACCUGAGCCACAUUCAGAACUUGUUGCAGUGGACGGGUAAAGAGCAUCCUGACUGCAGCCUCCUGCUAGGAACUGAGCGAGCGCUGAGGAGCAUUUUGUCUCGCUGUCAUGUGAUUCUGGAGGAAGACGUCCGGUGGGAGGAAGGAGAAGGAGCUGGAGAAAGCUGCUCUGAUGCAGUGGCUGGUGGAUCCUCUGCAAGCUGUUGCAGACGAAGCCAACAGACCAGAGAGUCUCAGCACGAGUCCAACGCCGCAGCUCAGAGAGAUGACCAGCAGGCCGUCGGCCUCACUAACGGAGUCGACGGCUGUCACUCGAUGCGUCUGGAGUGCUGGUCCUGCAGCCCAGUGAGGAGGAAGGGCUGCGAAAGAGACUGGACCGCCCCGAACCAACCAGGCCAUGACUGUGGACACGCCUACUGCUCCCUCCUCACUCCAGACACCGCAGGGUGGGGAGAGAACAGCGACUCCGGCCAGGGCACCUUCAGCCAGCCCACCGGGAAAGGCACCAACGAGCUGGAGGCACCUUACACUAACCACGGCCUUGAGGACGGUGAGACAGACCCAGAUGACACCUCAGCCUUCGACUACUCCUCUGUCACCUCCUGCAGCCCUGAUGGCACCCUCCGCAGGGAGAUGAUGGGCAGCAACAGUGGGGAGGAUGAAGAGGAGGACAGCCAGGUGCCGGUGCUGUUAAAGCCCUCAUACAACCAACAGCAGUCGAGGGAGGCACCCAGAGAGAGGACUGUGUGUCUCAGGUGGCAGAUUCCCAGACUGACCCCUCACCCUCCUCUGAGAAACACUGCAGGGCCGUGCGUGGACGGGCCGAAGCCAUGCCUCGUCAGCUCCUACGGGAAGAGGCUGGUUAGUGUCAGGAAGGGCUCGCCUCCUUUACAUCCAAAAAGUGCCUUCAGGCCCAUCUGGGAUGAUCCAUCCAAACAGGCUGAUUCAGCUCCAGAGAAAGACAACAGACAAGGCUUCAUACCGAUUCAAGCUCAAGCGAGGCAAAACUUUCAGAAUUUCAACACGAGCAGAGAAAACCUGAGACCAGGCCUGCCUCAGCAGCGAGGUAACCAUGCGGCAGCCAUGAGCAGUGGAGGAUUGUGGGACGACAGUGAGGACAGUGAGGGACCCUGCAGCACCGUUUGACCCAGAGACAAGAGGACUUUCUCUAAAAACUGCUGCACAAAACCCUUUAAGUUACAACCAAACUGAGCUCAAGAUGUGAUUUAUUUAAGAUCCAUUUUCCCAAAAGGCCAUGACAGCAAAGUUAAUGACAAAUCGAUGGUCCUUAAACUGGAUGUGGGAUUUUUCUUGAUCUUCUGUUAAAUCUGAAUCUUUUAUGAACACUGCGGACAUCUUGGUUUGUCUGUUUAGUUCUUCGGGAUUACAAUUUCGACAUGUGGGACAGCAACCAGAGGAUGUGUUCAGGGGUUUUAGUGUCCAGAAAAUUAGUAACACGGAUUUCUCAAAACACAGACAAAAAAAUUGAAACAUUUCCUACUAGAUUUACAUCUUAAAAAUCCCACUUUACUAUAGAAAACCAUAUUUAUUUGAACUAACUGAAAGUGAGAGGGUGGUGGUAUGUGAGGAGACAUUUUUAGUGUAUAGCUGAAGGAAGGAAGGUACUAAAUAACACAUUUAAUUUACUAGGACUAGACUAGAAAAUAUUCUCAUUAAUUUUCUGGUGAAGAGUUAACACUAAACAAGAAGAUGUUGUCACGCUUUACUUUUGAAUAUAGCUACUGUUAGCAGCUGGUUGGUUAGCUUAGCACAAAGGCUGGAAACAGCCAGAGUGACUCUGUUAAAUAGUCAUCUAAAGCUCACAAAUUAACACAUUAUAUCUAGUCUGUCUAAUUUAUAAAAAAAAAAUAAAAAACAAGGUGUAAAAACAGCAAUUUGACUUUCUAACGUUUUCUAGUCAGGCACAGUAGCGGUCUCCGCUGGUUGCUCGGCAACAACUCAGAACCACGAAAUAGUCCGGUACACGAUAUUUCUUUUUCCCCCCAGGAUGGUGAAGUUUUGACCCGCCCUAUUCUGCCUCUGACUUUCUUACCCCAACCCUAACCAAUCCCACUCCUCAUGCCUAAACCAAACGAGUACUAGCCAAUCAGAGGCGGCUAAGUAUCAUUUUUUAAAACUGUUUUUUGGUACAAAUUGUAUAUAUCUGUUAAUUAGUGAGCUUUGGAAGUGCUGGAAGAUAUAUUUGGUUACACUUGGAUAGAGCCAGGCCAGCGGUUUCCCCUUUUCUAGUUUAAACUAAGCUAACUCGGUGCGAACGUCUAGCUGUAUCUGUAUAACCUAAAUUAACAGACACAUUAAAAAGUGGCAUCAUAUUCUCAUCUCAACUUCCCCCAUUAAGCAAAUAAGGGUAUUUCAUUAAACUUCAAUCUACUUCUUUAUCAAUAAAUCAAUAUUUUCAACUGUGAGAAAAUCUGAAUUGACAGCGAAAGAAAAAACGAGAAGAGAAAUGAGCAGUUCAGUACAAAAUAAGACUGGGUGAUUUAUUAAUCUCAUCAAGACCAUUAAUACAAAGCAGUUAAAAGGCCACAUACCAUCAAAUAAACCGACUGCUGGAUCAAGCUGUUACAGUGCCACCGGAGGAAAACCAAUCUGUUAUUCUGUCGGGGCUGGGGUUUAAAAAAAAGAUAAACAAAACAAAACAAAAGUUUGGCAAAAUUAACCCCACCAAUACUGACUUGGGAAAUUUGGGAACUGGACAGAACAUGAGCCGAGACAGUGAAGUGAUUUGACUUCAGCCGUCAAUCCUCCAUUACUCCCCUUUUUACCUCUAGUUUAAUCAUCCAUCACCAUCCGCACAACACACAGUGAGAGGAAGGGGAGGAGGAAGAGGGCUCUGUGUAUUUUCAGGGCAAAGCGAGGAGAGAAAAAAGGGCACGAGUAAGUUUUUUUUAAUUUUUAAAUGUCGCUGAAAUCCAGCUCGUGGUGGUCAGACAUCCUCAGGUCUUUGUGAGUCUUAUAUAAACAUCGUGGGGAUAAAAGUGGAGGUGGUAGACUCGUGUUUUUCUGCCCUGAUCCAUGUAGAAAGUGAGUUGAACAGUUGCAUAGGACCAUUGCAUUUACAAACAAGACCUAUAACAACUGCGGCUCUUCAACAGUACAGCCUAAAGUGCACAAAGUGUAUUUCUCAGAAAAAUGUCCAAUUCUUCACUAUGCUCAAAUACUUGCAACUGAAUAUAGGUCUGUGUAUAUUCAACUGCAACUUUAAUACAAUUCCAACCUCUGUUUAAUGAGUGUUAGCAUUAAAAAAUCUUUGAAAAGGAGAAAAAGGCAAUUAGUAGGAUGUACAAAGUGAAGCACACGUCUAAGUAAGUGCUUGGCAUAUUGAACUGUGUAUUUUUUUUUCUCCAUUGCUUUAAAACAGCUAAGGGGCAGGGAAGAAAAAAUGGCUUUCCUCAGUUAAUACUCCCAGUGUUUCAACUGGAGAUUGUCUGUAAGUAAGUUAGUGACAGUGACCUGUUUUUUUCUUGUUUUGUUUUUGUUUUUUUUUUUUUUUUUUAUCCGACUGUAGCAGCAUUGGAUUAUUAGGCAAUAUUCAACUGAACAGAUGCGGAUGAGGGUACAAUACAACAGGGAAAAAAAAAACUUGUCACUUUAUACAAAUUAUUUAGUUAGUGUAUACAUGUUAUAUAUACACAGUAUCCACAAACAUGUACAAUUUCAUAGUGUAUAGCUUUGUUCUAAACAUUACAUAGGCAACUUUAUUUUUUAGCAUUUUAGACACCAUUUGCUUAUUUCUGUAAAGUAGAAAACAAAAUAAAAGGCACAUCCGAGCAUGA